GUGGACGCUCAGAUAACAAUGGUGAGCGGGCGGCGGGGGCGUUAGGGGGUGCCAGGCGGUAGAGGAGCGGAUGCACGCGAUUUCGUACAGUAAAGGUAAAUUGUGUGGGUCGCCAAGAAGACUGUCCCGGAAAUGCUAGUGGUAUUCCUGUAACAGUCCGUCUUCACCUUUCCCCACAGAUGGCGGAUUUUGUGGUCCCCCGUCACAGCGCCGUGAUGGAGCGUCUGCGCCGACGGAUAGAGUUAUGUCGGCGACACCACGGCAGCUGCGAGUCGCGUUACGAAGCCCUAGAUGGGGAGAGGCUGGAGCUGGAGAGGCAGCAUACCUUUCAAUUGCACCAGCGCUGCCUACAGACCAAGGCCAAGAGGGCUGGAAAGCAUAGGCAGCAGCUCAGCCGCAGACUAUUUCUAGUACGGAGUCUGGCCCGGGAAGGGGGAGUCAAGGGAGCAGCGGCAGCCUGGAUACAGACGGAGGAGGCGGCAAUGGAGAGCAGUGUAGGAACAGCACUCUCCUCGCGCCUCCAUGAAACUGUUAAAAGAAAGCUGGAUAAUGCAGCUUCCCCACAAAAUGGGGAUAAACAGAAUGGAUAUGGAGACAUGUUUUCUGUGCCUAAGAAACUGAGACACGAUGAUGGACUUGGUGUUAUUGGUUCUUCAAAUGGAUGCCCUGUUUCUCCCCUAAAUCAGCUGGAUAACAAACCUCCUAGUGGAGACUCAUUGCAGUUAAAUGGGAACCACUCAAUUGGACUAGAUGGCCACAGUAAAAAGUGUCUUUCUGAUGGUGGUCUGCAACUUAAUGGUAAUGGAGAUGCAGAUGACUUCUCUCUUUGUUUAAGCAAAGAGAUGAAGCAAGAACCAAUGGAUGAUCUUCCUUGUAUGCUGUCUGGAGUGGGUGGUUCCAUAUCGCAAAACAACCUGAUGCCAGACCUUAACUUAAAUGAGCAGGAAUGGAAGGAGCUCAUAGAAGAACUUAACAAAUCUGUACCAGACGAAGAUAUGAAGGACCUUUUUAAUGAUGAUUUUGAAGAUAAAAAAGAUGUUGAUGCUUCAAACUCUACAACGCAAACUCCUGCUGUUCAAGAUAUCCAUAUAGACAGAGUUUUCUCGGCAUUUGAUCAAGAGUCCCAUGGGUCACCACAAGUUAGAUCAGCAUCAUCUGGGCCUUUUGUUGGUGCUCCUUCGGCACCUGCUAACAGUGCAUCUCCAGUUUGUAGUUCUCAGACAGUGUUCCAGGCAGCUGGCCAGGCAGUGACUGACUCUUCUAACCAGGUUAUGAUACAAACCUCAAACCAGCCACCAAAUGUGCAGAGAUCCUUACCCAAUGUUUUAAUGCCUGUGCAGGGUAAUCCAAAUGCCAAAGAGUUGUCCUCCGCACAACAGCUUCAGCAGAUUGCAGCCAAACAGAAACGAGAUCAGUUGCUACAGAAUCAGCAGCAGACUCAACCCGUUCACCAGACUCAACCAGUUCACCAGACUAAUCAAAUGCCCAACUGGUCCCAAUCUAGGUCAUCACAGAGUCCUAUAGGAGUUUCGUACAGUAUGGAAAAGCCAACAAGCCCUUCUGUUUACUCACAAGACUUCACCAAUCAGAAAAUCCUGAUGCCUAACCUAAACAAGAAUUCUCCUCGUGGUGGCGCAAAUUACAUGCAGCCAAAUCAUGUAAACGUGAUCGGCCACAAGCCUGCAAAUAACUUAAACCCAAACCCUACUGCAGCCCAAAAUGCCAUGCUGGACUAUGGCAAUACCAUACCCCUUUCCCAUUUUGAGGUUGAUUGCGGACCUGGAGUCUUGAACCAGAAUAAACCAGGCAUGUUAACAUAUCCACAGCGUCCACCACAACAAUUGUCACACAUGACAGAGGAACAGAACUCUAUGUUUAUUCUAAAACGAAAGGCUGGAAUGCAAUACAGGCCUUUAGUGUCACAUGGCCAAGACCAUAACAUAACUUCAGGUGUAACACGUGUCCCAGUAUCUGUGGCAGUGACUGCAGUGGGUGCACAACCGCCUACAGCCUCUAUGGCAGGGACUCACAAUAAUUCUGCAUAUGUAAGCGGUCAUCAACAGGCAGUAAUGAAACAACAGCUUUUGUUGGAGCAGCAGAAACAAAGAGAACAGAAGCAACUUCUUUUGGAGCAGCAGCAUAAGCAGCAAAUCCAGAUGGCGCAAAGACAGCAGCACCUCCUGGCUGAACAGGAAAAACAGCGCCACCAACAGGAACAGCUCCAACGACAUCUGACAAGACCUCCACCUCAGUACCAGGAUCAGUCGCAAAAUUCAUACCCUCAGCCGGCAGUUGGGCCAUUUACAGGAACCUCUACAGUUUUACCUGGAGUGAAUAAUAUUUCACAGCCCGCCUCUGGUAGCCCUCGGAUUUUUACUCAGGCGCAACAAAUGAUGCAGAUUGGUGGAGGUCAUACAGCUGUUCCACCAUUACCAUCUGGUUCUAACUCUCAAGACCGUUCUGUUUCCCAGUACCCCAGUCUCCAGACUGUGCAGCGUGGUGGUAUGUAUAGCAUGGGAUCUGGUCUCCCGCAGAUAGUAGGAAAUCAUGCAACACAAAAUAACAUACCCAAUGGUCAAUCACAGAGACAGGCAAGUAAUACUCUCCCUGCUGGCUAUGGACCGAAUCCCAUGGGAAACUCUGGGUUACCACAACAGCACAGCAAAUUGGGAAUGAAUACUGCUGUGUCAAAGGCCCAGAUUCCAAGAAUGCCUUCUGUCAUGUCUUCUCAGAACCCUACAUGGCCGAAUCAAGGGAUGCAGAACAUAAACACUCAACCCCAAGGGAAUAGUGGUUUGGGUUCAUUCAGUGCGGCUAGUGCCCCUUUUCAUCUCCAGCAGACUCACCACAAAUUGGGCAACCAACAGUUUGGCCAAGGCAUGCCACAGGUUGGUCUUGCAGCCAAUCGACCCAUGACCUCAAUAAACCAGUCUGUUACUGGUCAGAUGAUGGCAAAUAUGGCAUCCCAGCAAAGGACAAACCCUGUAAGUCAGCAAGCACCACCCAAUCAGCAGGUCCUACCAGUGAUGAACCAGACUGUGGCAGAUAUAACCGCAUUUAGCCAGAAUACUGGACAGCAGAUGACCAAUAGAGCUGGACUCCAUUGUAAUCCAAAUUACCAGGUGAGAUCUGCUAGUCAGGACUUGCCCUUUGGGUAUAGCAAUCAACCUGGCAAUAGUGGGCUACAGAAUUUGCCUGGUGAUGCUGACCUGUUCGACUCUUUACUGAAAAACAGGACUUCCGAAGAGUGGAUGAAUGACUUGGAUGAGUUGCUUGGCAAUCAUUGAUAUCGGGGCGGAUGUUUCUUUUACUCUUACUUAGCGAACGACAUUUUCAAAUACUUUAGUACAUUUUUAUUAAUAAAAAAAAAAA
Xenopus laevis (African clawed frog) is the source of this 3372-nucleotide messenger RNA. RefSeq names its product mastermind like transcriptional coactivator 1 L homeolog (gene maml1.L). Gene Ontology annotation, molecular function: transcription coactivator activity. Gene Ontology annotation, biological process: positive regulation of transcription of Notch receptor target; Notch signaling pathway; positive regulation of transcription by RNA polymerase II. The record is from RefSeq and is marked provisional. Lineage: Eukaryota; Metazoa; Chordata; Amphibia; Anura; Pipidae. Gene Ontology annotation, cellular component: nucleus; nuclear speck; nucleoplasm.